UGUUUCCUCUUUCUUUCAGUUUCAGGAAAUUGAAAGUGUUCUCUUCAAGUCAUAGAUCCUUAGAACAGGUGGAAAUAAAUGUAGGGAUCACACAGUACACCCUCCCGUACCCCCACUUUAGAUGAGGACACCGAGCCCGGAGCCUCCCCACCUGGCCUGUGGCGGCAGAGUCUGAUAUCCGGAGGGUGGGGAAGCGCCCUGCCUGCUUUCCUGCGCCAUGUGUGGGCUGCCCUGGAUGAGGGGAGCCAGGAGGUCCUGAGCUGGGGUGCCCCCAAUCCCCUCCCUUCGGUGCAGUGCUGGCAUGUGUGCUCAGGUGGCAUGCCUCUCCCUUGAGGAGAGUUGAGGGGAGCAGGUGUAGUUAAGAAUGUCCCCUGCCCUCCAUCCAGCAAGGGAGGCAAACCUGGGACAGAAAGACCAGGACUAAGUUCUGGGCUCGGCCUUGAUGUGUCCUUGUGAGAGGGUACCUGCCUACCCCAGGGAGGGCAGGAGGGGGCCUUCUGGUGAAGCAAGGGUUGGGGGAAGAGGGUGGGAGCCCAGCACUGAUCGCGGAGGCUCUGGAAGCCAGAGGUGGGGGCCUGGAGGCAACAGGUGGCCAGGGGCGUGAGGGGCUCAAGAGGGCCUUCGGGCAGGGGUUUCUUCUACCUGCCCUGGGGCCCUCAUUUGAGGGACCACGGCCCAGACAGAAGCAGCCAAGGCCUGAGCCAGGUAGUGCUGGAGGGCCAGAGCCUCUGCAGGGAGAUGGGCUGAGGCUAGCCGGGCAGGCUCAGCAGGUGGACAUGGAAGGAGAGGUGAGGCGUAGGGGGUGAUUUCUGCAUGAGUGGCAUGAUGGGUCGUCAUGCACUGGAGACACAGGAGGCGGGCAGGUAUGGGGACAGGGCGCAUCUCCGGGGCCUGUCAGACAUGUGGGCUAUGUAACCUUGGCUGGAUGUGGAGGUUGGGGCUGGUCGAACCCCUGGGCAGCCAUGGCAUGGACAGAGCCCCAGAGUGGAGCCUGGAGACGGGAGGACCACCCUGAGGGUUCCCGGGGGAGUGAGGGGCUGGGGUGUGGCCAGGGAGGUCCAGCAGUCAGCCUGCUGUCAGCCUAGCAGCCGCCUGAGUCACCUCCGGACAGAGCCAGGAUGACACAGCUUCCUCGAACUGCAAACGCAAGGUGACCAGACGUCCUCCAAGCCAGGCAGACAGUCAUGUCUUGGUGGAGGGCGGCCAGCCAGGGCCAGCCUGCGGACUGGGUGUGGGCCGGGCUGGUGGGGUACACCCCCACAUGGAGGGGAGAGGGGUGGGAGGUACGAUCCCUCCUGGUCCUGAGACCUAUCUUCAGUUGGGUGAGGCGUCAGCUUGGGGGGCAAGCUGGCUCUGUCACCCUGUGCUUGUGGGACACGGGCCCACUGUGCAGCCAGCUGGGAGGGGCGCCCAGCUUUGGAUCUCCCCCUGAGAAGGCCCACAGCCCCUCAGAACAGAGGUGGUCACAUCAUGGUGGCGUCUGGCUUUGGGGUUUGCACCCAUCAGGGUGAGUCAAGGUGCUUGUUUUCUGCGAGGAGCAGAGAUCUGCUCCAGGACAGAACCUUUUUCGUCCCUUCCCGUUUUCCUCCUGCCCUUCUCCCUCUCCCCGAGGAGACCCCCUUGGAGAGCUGGGAGAGCGGGCGUAGAACAGUUGCCUGGGAGGGCCGGAGGGGGCAGGCACGGGGAGCGGCAGUCACCUUCACUCCACACAGAACAAGAAUGAGAGUUUUUGAGAGCCCACCCUGCAGGGUAAGGGUCCAACCGAGGUAAGGGUCAGAGCCCUGUCAGACUCCAAAAGCCCCUUUUCUGUGACAUCCUCUAGACCUUGGGCUGUCUAGGUGGGGCUGUUGUGUCCAUCAGCCGCCUGGCUUUGCGGGUGGACCAGAUGUCCCCUCAGGGUCCCGAACCUGAAUCCAGCCCAGUGAGGUCCAGAGUGCACUGCAGAUGGCCUGGGCGCUGAGUCGCCCCAGAUGAGCUGAGUCAGACAGUGGGCUAGCAUUCGGUGUUUGCUAGGGGAUGCAGAAUCGGGGAUCCUGGCCUCUAGCUCACCUGGCCCUGGGAAAGCUCUUCUGGACUAUUGAACCUGGAUGACCUGGCCCGUUCUUUGCGCAGCCCAAAGGGAGGACUCCCUAACUUGUUCCCAGCUGUGCCGUCCCCAGAGUUGACUCCCCAUCUAGACUGCUGGUCCCUUUUUAAAUUCUUUUUCAGCGCCGUCUUUCCCUUGACUUUGUUUAGCUGCACACCAGGCCUUAGGUUGAAACCAGCCUCCCUCAGUCAGGAGAGCAGUCCCCCAGAAGGUGUUUCGCGCUCUCGGGGCUGACCACGCAGCCCUUCUGACCAGCAGCAUCCCCACGGCUGUGGGAGCAGAGUGUGGAGGUUCACGCUUGCCUUCGGGGGUGUCCCUGCCUGACUCUGGCCGUGGAGCUGCUCGGGAGGCGACUUUACUGGAGUUCAGGAAAGCCCAUGGGGAGCGCGUGCACGCGUGGCUGAGGUUCUUUCAGUCAGUGGCGGCAGGACUCAGUGCCCGCAGUGUCCUCUCAUGCAGCCGCUGGAGAGGUGGGAGCCGGCUGGUGGCUGCGGCAGAAGGGGCAGCGGUGUGGCCGGCGCUCUCGCCCAGUCUGUCGGGGCCUCGGUCUUUCAGCCCAGCUGGGGUCUGGCUGAGGCCGGAAGGUAGUUCCUCCUGCAUGCGCUCUGGCAGCCGCGAGGUUGCAUGAGGUUCAGGGCUUUAGGCGGUUGUUCUAAAAUCAGUGGUUGUACAAACUCGCACAUGUUUGAAACGUGUUUCUGAACCUGUUUUCAAAAGCAAACUGUUGGGUUUUUUGCCAUGCGUGUUAGCAGGGACCUCAGGUCACCGCUGUCUGUAUUUGCCCGGCCCGGCAGAGGGGCGUGAUGGUGCCGUGUCUGCCCAUGUACUGAGCUUAGGAGAGACUGGGCAGUGCCCGGCCUACUCCUCACUCCCCGAGCCAUCCAGCAGCUGGUGGGCAGGGGGCCGUGGGACAGUGUCUUGCCCACCCAUGUCAGGGUUUCUGGUUUCACCAGGGGUUCCCGGUGCAGGCCCCAGGCCCCUGGGGGUUGGGUGGAGCCUCCAGUCAGGGUCUAUCCUGGCAUCACCUGCUCUGCCCAACCAAGGUUGCAAGCUGGAGAGAACCCUGGGACCCCUAGUUCCCAUCCCCUCAUUUUCAGAGGAGGAGAAAAAGGCCUGCAGAGAGAAGAGCUUUAUGACUUAUCCCCCAACUUUGUCUCAAGGCGAUGAUCACCUCUAUGUGUACUCCCGUUUGCUCUUAGGCCUCACGUCGCUCUUGUUGAAUAGGAGCUCUGAGGACGGCUGGGGGUCCCCAGAGGUCAGACCCCAGUGUGGCACCCUCCCACAGAGAGAGGUGUCCCUCCUCGCUUGGACCCCAGGUGGGCCCCAGGGCCGCUCUUCUCCCAUCUAUGCCGGGGCUGUCAUCUGUGUCCUGUGCCCAGAAGGCAGAUGGGGUGCAGAGUUGGUGGACAUGGGGCUUUGCCCAGGUGACUUCAACCUUGCAGACAUAGCCAGUGGACCCUCCUGGGGCCUCUGCAGAGGGGAGGGGGCCGAGCCUGUGGAGUGCUGUGGCCCUUUCCCCUGACCGUCCUGGUUGCCUGGACAUUCCCCCAGGCACUGUCAUGGACGGCAGGUUCUUUGAGGAUGUGUACCCGCCCUGAAUGCAGCCCCAUGGCCCCGGGUGCUGACUGAGCGGGCCCGCCGGUGUGGGGAGGCACGGAUGCCCCUGCUGCUUGGGGUCUGAGCGGAGGUCCCUCCUGUGCUGGGGCCUCCCUGUUCUCGUCAGGCAGGCUGGGCGGUGCGUGCGGGGUGGGAGGGCCUUCGGUCUGUGGGAAUGUGAGCUCCUCGCUCUGUAAACAGCCGUGACUCACCGCACAGCUAUGUGCUGGCGGCUCCAGGCCCUGUGCGCUGACGUGUGCUGGGAUGACACCCAGCCCGUGGAAAAGUUUCUCAGGGCUCUCCCAGCUGCCUGGCUGCUGCCAGCCCUCCAGGUGGUCUAUCUGGCACAGUAGGACCCCUGCACCUGGAGGGAGGAGUGCUGGUUGUGGCCCCCCCAGCAAAGAGGCUGGGGGUCAGGCUGCUGUCAGGAGGCAGCUCCUGGUCCCUGCUGCGGUUCCCCCAUGCUGCUGCAUGUCUGUGUGUCUGUCUCAUGCACAUGUGUUGGGGGGCGCAGGGGAGCUCGGAGCCCCCCGAGGGUGGGCCCCGCCCCGACCCUGCUGCGCUGCUCGCUGUCAUCCAGUGGCAGCUCCAGGGAAAGUGGCCGUGUUGCCUGGGCGAUGGGGGGUCCAGUGGCCUGGGCACUGACACCCUCCGGUAAUGGCAGGCAGGCAAGGUGCUGGAGGCAGGAGCAGUGGGAGUUGUGUCUAGGCCGUGCCACACGCGGGGUCCCAGGGCUGUGGGCGAAAGAAGGCGAGGUGGAGACACCCACCCGAGUCCUGCUCACGCUGGAGAUGGAGGCUUUGUUCCAAUUUCCAAGCCCUUCUGUUCGGGUGACUGUGCCCAGGUUAUGACGACUAAUCCCAAACCAAACAAGGCGUUAAAGGUCAAGAAGGAGGCGGGCGAGAACGCCCCGGUGCUCAGCGAUGACGAGCUGGUGUCCAUGUCCGUGCGGGAGCUGAACCAGCACCUGCGGGGCCUCACCAAGGAGGAGGUGGUGCGCCUGAAGCAGCGGCGGCGCACACUCAAGAACCGGGGCUACGCCGCCAGCUGCCGCAUCAAGCGCGUGACGCAGAAGGAGGAGCUGGAGCGGCAGCGUGUGGAGCUGCAGCAGGAGGUGGAGAAGCUGGCCCGCGAGAACAGCAGCAUGAAGCUGGAGCUCGACGCGCUGCGCUCCAAGUACGAGGCCCUGCAGACCUUCGCCCGCACCGUGGCCCGUGGGCCCGUCACCCCCACCAAGGUGGCCACCACCAGCGUUAUCACCAUCGUCAAGUCUGCCGACAUCUCCUCCACCUCCGUGCCCUUCUCGGCUGCAUCCUAGUGCCCGGCCAGGGGUGGGGGCCUGGGCGGUGCGGCCGGGGCGCUGGGCGGGCGGGGGGGCACCUCCCUCGUGCCCAUCGGAGGGUCCUAUGGGGAGCAGACCCCUUAACACCCGAGUCCAGUAUAGACUCAUGGCGGGGACAAGGUUGCUGGCUGAAGAUGGGGUCUUGUGAGACCGUGUGCUGCACGCCUUCCCACACACACGCACACGCACACGCGCACACGUAUGCACUCGGCCUUCCUCUGGGCCCCGCCAGCUCUCUCCAGACUGUCCUUUCCCGGGGUGGGGGGGGUUGUCUCACGCAAGGGGGCGUCGGGAGGUAUGGAAGGAAGGUCUGCUGGAGGUUCCUGGCCCUGUGGCCCAGACGGUGGGGGCUCUGUCCUCCACGUGUCCCAGGAGUGGCUGCCGCCGUCCUCCAGCUGCCGCAGGAACCCCCUCCCUGCCCUGAGCUCUGGUGCCGCAGGAGGAACCGAUUGUCCGUGGGGACGGAAAGCACCACGAGCCUGCUUUAGCCUUAGCGGAGACUGCACCGCGCAAGGCAGAGGAAGGGAGGGGGGCUGCCUAAGGGGCUACGUGCACGUGUGCUUGGGGACGAGCCUGCCAUUGCACCGGCACCAGCAGCACCAGGCCCUUGGGGGAGCAGCUCAGGGGGCCGGUCACUGGGGGGCCUCUGGGGUCCAUGCACCAGGAGUUGCAGGGGCAUUGGGAACCGUCCCUCUGUCUGAGUGACCCCAGGGAGUACCCUGUCGGGCCAGGGAGGUGGAGCCCUGUGCAGGGAGGGGUGGCAGGGCCUGGAGUGGAUGUGCAGAGGUUCUGUGUGGCGUGGGGUGAGGUGGGCGGGGGCCUCAGGACUGGGUUGUGGCUCUGCUGGAGGGGACGGGCAGGGUCUGAAGAGUGAGGAGGGCGCGGUGACAGGGGAGGUGACAUGGCACGGGGCCUGGACCUGCCUCCUUGGGGCACCUGGGUGGUCUCUUGGUGCAGAGGACAAGGGGACACAGCCACCAUGGUGCUUAACCCUCCCCCGGAACCUUUACUUGCUCUUUCUGGCACCUGGAGCCCCAUGACCUUGGUGAUCCUUGCUGGGGCUUCCCACCCCUGCAAGCCUCGAUUGAUUGGGGCUUCCGGCUCCCACGUGCUGAGCUUGGACUGCCUCUCCCCGGCCUUGCUGGAGAGAGGCUGGGGCUGCGGGGCCUGGGGGUGGGCGGUGAGCGCAAGCUCCCAGCCUCCUCUUGGCCCUGCUAUCCAGCACUGAGGGAGACCCCCAGCAAGCCGCAGGCCCCCCGCCCGGGAAGAGGAGGCUCGGGCAGGGCUGAUGGCCCCAAGGGCUGCAUCCUCCUCUUGCGUCUGCUGUCGCGAGUGACCAGUGAAGGUCUGGGGCCUCCGUCGCAUUGCAUGCGGCCUUCACCUUGUCCUGGGGAGAGGUGAAGGGUCUGGGGUGCGCUGGAUCUUUACAGAGCAAAAGGCCCAGUGUGU
This is a messenger RNA of Lutra lutra (Eurasian river otter), 6473 nucleotides long. It is a transcript of the gene MAFK, whose product is annotated as MAF bZIP transcription factor K. The coding region runs from base 4530 to 5000 and encodes 156 amino acids. Gene Ontology annotation, biological process: regulation of transcription by RNA polymerase II. The record is from RefSeq and is a predicted model, not a curated record. Gene Ontology annotation, molecular function: DNA-binding transcription factor activity, RNA polymerase II-specific; RNA polymerase II cis-regulatory region sequence-specific DNA binding. Gene Ontology annotation, cellular component: nucleus. The transcript is spliced from 3 exons. Lineage: Eukaryota; Metazoa; Chordata; Mammalia; Carnivora; Mustelidae.